Anopheles bellator is the source of this 3158-nucleotide messenger RNA. RefSeq names its product lysine-specific demethylase 4A-like. The record is from RefSeq and is a predicted model, not a curated record. Bases 168 to 3152 code for a protein of 994 amino acids. Gene Ontology annotation, biological process: chromatin remodeling. The transcript is spliced from 5 exons. Gene Ontology annotation, molecular function: histone H3K9 demethylase activity; histone H3K36 demethylase activity. Gene Ontology annotation, cellular component: nucleus. Lineage: Eukaryota; Metazoa; Arthropoda; Insecta; Diptera; Culicidae.
AAACCGAAAUCAAGUGAGGUGCAUCGCUGAAAACAAUGUAACUGCGUUGGGGAACAGUUUCAUCAGAUAUUUUACAGCUAGGUUGUAAAGUGUUAAAGUCGGUGUUCUGGCUAGACCAUCGUUGCGGGAUCAGAUCGGAAAAAACCGCCCGCACCAUUCAAUAAAAAAUGGCAGAGGAGGAACGCACCAGAAUACAGGUUUUCCGGCCUACCUGGGAAGAGUUUAAAAAUUUCUCAAAAUACAUCGAGCACAUCGAAUCGCAAGGCGCACACCGCGCCGGCCUAGCCAAGAUAAUACCGCCACCAGAAUGGAUCCCGCGGAAAAAAGGUUACGACUUGGAGGGAAUUGACUUGACCAUCCCGGCACCCAUUUGCCAGGUUGUGGCCGGCAAACUGGGGCUCUACCAGCAGAUCAACAUACAGAAGAACCCGCUCACGGUCUCACAGUUCGCGGAGCUGGCUAACACCGAGCGUUACACCACACCAAAGCACUUUGAUUUCGAAGACUUGGAGCGAAAGUACUGGAAAAACAUAACCUAUGUCGCCCCGAUCUAUGGUGCAGAUGUUUGCGGAAGUAUUACGGAUACAGAUUGUGAUGUUUGGAACAUUAAUCGGCUGGGAACGAUUUUGGACUAUGUCAACGCGGAUUACGGUAUAUCGAUCGAGGGUGUGAACACGGCGUACCUUUACUUCGGCAUGUGGAAAACCACAUUCGCCUGGCACACCGAAGACAUGGAUCUGUACUCGAUCAACUACCUGCACUUCGGGGCACCGAAAACGUGGUACGCCGUGCCGCCGGAGCAUGGCACGAAGCUGGAAAAGCUGGCCAAAAGUAUGUUUCCUGCCAGCGACAAAGGAUGUUCGGCCUUUCUGCGCCACAAGAUGACCCUCAUCAGCCCGCAGAUUCUCAAGCAACACAACAUUCCAUUCGACAAGAUUACGCAGGAGAAAAAUGAAAUCAUGAUCACGUUCCCGUUCGGGUACCAUGCCGGGUUCAACCAUGGGUUCAACUGUGCCGAGUCGACCAACUUCGCGAUGCCACGGUGGGUCGAGUACGGCAAACGGGCCUCGCAGUGCUACUGUCGCUCGGAUAUGGUGAAAAUUUCGAUGGACACGUUCGUGAAGCGCUUCCAACCGGAAAACUACGACGCGUGGAUGAACGGUACGGACUUUGGGCCACACCCGGAGGACCCUACACACGUGGUGGGCCCCCCGCCGCGGUACGUUGAGGAAGACGAGGGGAUCGAGUCGUUCUCGGAAGAAAGCGAUCUGACGCCGAUGAAGCGGGCAUGCAACGCGGUUGUCUGCAUUCCGAAGCUGUCGUUCAAAGAGAAAAAUCCCGAUCUCGAUCUGAACGACAUCCAGAACAACCCGCACCUGUCGGACGAGAUCAAGCAGUCCCUGUUCAUAACCGGUGACGAGUACGAUUCCGAGACCGAAGAGCACAAACCGGAGACGCUAACGGUGGAGACGACAACGUUUAAAAGCUCUUCGUACGAUCCAUUCGACGACGACGAAGAUGAUGAAGACGAUCGGGGCAGUUCGUCGAAGAAAGGUAACAAGAACCGAAGGAGGAAAGUGUCGAGCGACUACGAUGACGAUUGGUACGAGACCACCAGGAGUCGGUCAAAGUCCCGCCGCAAAAGUGGUAGCAGAAGGGGGAAGCAACCGUUGGACGAAUCAGGAGGCAUUGCGAACGAUGUUGCCCGAAAGGCCGAGAUGGAAGCCAAAAAGAAGGAACGCGAUCUGGCCAAAGAGGUCCGACAACAGCAGAUGUUGGAAAAGAAGCGACUGAGGGAAGAGGAGCAACAGCGAAAGCGCCUCGUCCAGGAGCGAUUGAAGCGUGAGGCGAUCGAGCGGAACAAACUGCAUUCGCGGCCGAGUUUACUGUGGAAUCAGGACCUCUCCGGGGGUAGUGAUCCGUUAGGAAUUUUUAUCAACGUACGAAAUUAUGAAGCAAAACCACGGGUACACAAUAACCAUCCAUCAGCCGGUACCGGUACCAUGCCAUCUUCGUCAUCGGCCACCGCGGCCAAUGUGAUCAACAUACCACGACCCGUACCGUCGAUUUCGGCCAAUGUGAUAAACAUACCCCGACCAUCACCGUCGACUAGUUCCUGUGGAAGUUUCCGUUCCAAUUUCUAUAUGCCACCGGUGGUGAAGGUAUCGUCUGCCAACGCUCAUCCCCGAUGCGUGUCAAGCAACCCCAAUUCAUUCACACGCCCUACGUUGAUCCCAAUUAGCAGUGGUUCGGUUAGAACCGUUUACAGUGCACCGGUCGUCCGAAUUAAUCCCACCCUUGGCGCCAACGGAACCUCUUCUACUUACUACAAACCGACGAAUCAUGGCGUCGUGAACGGCACCGUUGGUGGAAACUAUUCCGUGGCUCACGGGAGCAAAGCAGUGCCACCACCGCUUACCUACCUACUUCCACCGGCACGAAAACCGUCACCGGAACUGUUCGAAAAACGCAAUUUCUUUACCGAAUUUCAUAACUUCAUCGAACAACAGAACUCAGAAACCGUUGAGAAUGGUCCCAGUAAAAAGCCCUUAGACGUCAGAAUUCCGCCAGUAAAGCAAGUGCCGUCAUCGAUCAGUAAUGAGGGUCUAUCGUUGCUCCGGCCAGUGCUUAAAACUUACUGUAAACCUAAGGUACCGCCUACGGCCAGCGUCACCCAGACAAAGCAAACGGUGCCCGAUGGUUCGCUGUUUCCCGAAACCAUUGCCCGUGGCGUGUCAAACGGUGUGCCAUCAUCUCCGGACCGUACGUCGGUACCACGGUUAGUGCCCUUGCAACAAACAUCCCAACUGGUGGCUCGGUUACUGGCACCACACCAAACGGUCAAUGAAAUCCCCGUAGUAUCACAGUAUUUGAUCAGUUCAUGCCAGUCACACGGUGCCACAAAGUCCGUAGAUACUCGACCACAGUACAGUAGCGUGGUCCGAACCGUCGCCGAACCGAGUGCCGUGGAAGACAUUCGACCCCAGUACAGUAACGUUAUCCGAAGCAUCAACGAACAGAGCGCGGUGGAUGAUACUCGAAAACAGUAUAAUGGCGUUGUCCAAAUCGUCGACGAACCAAGUACGAUCUUCUCAACGAUUUUGAGCGCCUUCGAGUGGCCAUCAACGAUUGACCCAACUUCCUCUAGCUAAUCGCCU